GUGUAGAGAUCUCGUUUAGUAGAAACUGUACACUUUUCAAAUGGGUGGAGGAGUUGCAGAAGAAUUCUCAAGUGAUCAAGCAGAGUUUCCAAUGGUGGCAGAAACUUUGCCAGGGGAUGGACCAGUUAUGGAGGUUGGUUUGACAGAGUUGCCAAUGGUGACAGAAACUUUGUCAGAUGAUGGACCGGUUUUGGAGGUUUCUUGUGAUUUACGUUUAGAGCAGAAACCUGCAAGAACCCUACUUUUGGUAGGGCGUUCAGGUAACGGUAAAAGCGCGACCGGGAAUAGCAUUCUUGGAAAACCAGCCUUCAAGUCAAAAGGCCGUGCAUCAGGGGUGACUACAGUCUGUGAGUCACAGAGUUCAAUUCUACCCAAUGGCCAGAUCAUCAAUGUUAUUGAUACUCCUGGUUUGUUUAGUCUGUCUCCAUCCACCGAGUUUACGUGCAGAGAGCUUUUAAGGUGCUUCUCUCUGACCAAAGAAGGGAUUGAUGCAGUCCUUUUGGUAUUUUCCUUGAGAAACCGACUAACAGAAGAGGAGAAAUCUGCGCUUUUCGCAUUAAAGAUUUUGUUUGGAAGCAAGAUUGUAGACUACAUGAUUGUUGUUUUUACAAAUGAAGAUUCUCUUGAGGAGGAUGGUGAUACAUUUGAGGAAUAUUUGGAAGACUCUCCUGAUUUCAAGGAAAUUCUCAAGGCCUGCAAUGACCGCAAGGUGUUGUUUCAAAACAAGGCCAAAGCCCAUGAGAGUCAGAAAGCUAAGCAAGUUCAGGAGCUCCUAAACUAUGUUGAAGAGAUUGCAAGGAAGAAUGGGAAACCAUUCAUGGAUGAUUUAUCUCACGAACUAAGGGAAAAUGAGACUGCAUUCAAGAUAAAGCAGAGGGAUAUUUUAGAAAUGAAGGGCUGGUACACAAAACAAGAGAUGUCUCGAAAGAUGAAAGAUAUGGAGAGGUCUUUUGAAAAUCAGCAGCUCAGGCAAAUGAUGGAGAGGGUGGAGACUCAGUUGAGAGAGAGGCUAGAGCAGCAGCUAAACCAAGAGCAAGCUGCAAGACUUGAAAUGGAGAAAGGAGCAAACGAAGUCGAGAAACAGUCAAGUGAUGUAGCAAAAGAGAGCAAGAUAUCGCAAGAAAGUGCGCGUUUGGUAGAGAUUUGGAGAACACAAGGCAUGUACGAUGUACUAGAGUGAUAUUUAUUUCCUAUACAUGUAUGGACAUCGAAAUGAAAAUACCUUUUUCUCGAUUGCUUACUCUCCAAUCAACCUGUGAGCCUUUU
Molecule: messenger RNA, 1266 nt
Organism: Arabidopsis arenosa
Lineage: Eukaryota; Viridiplantae; Streptophyta; Magnoliopsida; Brassicales; Brassicaceae
Source: the annotation of a GenBank genome assembly